ACAGCUGGCAAGUUUUUGCGCAAAAGUGGCCGCUUUUGCAGAAAAACUUGCCAGUAUAGACGCAGUCCAUGUGUGCCUUCUAAAUCUGUAAUCUGUGGAAGCAUCAUAGUUGACGUUGCCUCUUGAUUCCCACUUUAGUGAGACUAUAGCUCUAUAAACACACUGAACAAUUCUUGAAUAAAUUGAAUUUUAGUUAAAUUAGCUGUUAGAGAACCUUUUAAAGGAAAUAGGUAAAAUAAAGAACAUGUUCUGCCCAAAACAUUACUGCUUUCAGUUCUGUGAUAUAGCUCAAGAUUUGUUUUUGUUUUUUUUCUGAAUCUCUACAUAACAGCUGUGGAGGGAACAGCAAGGUGGUAUGGCAAGGAGAAUAUCUGGAUCUGUAGAGCAGGAGAGACAAAUGAUUCAGCAAUCAUGGCUAGUGCAGGGGAGGUGACCUGUCUGAUGCAGAACUUUGGCUACUGCCACCUGCAGCUGCGGCUCUCUGAGUCAGGCUGCAGAUAGGAUGAGUCAGUUCCCCGCACUGGGGUGGGGCGGCGAGCUCCAGGCUGUGAUGUCACCAUGGGGAUUAGAUUUUUCGGUCUGAUGCGCUCCGCUCCGCUCCGCUGUGCCCAUGAAGCCCUAGGGCCGCUUGAUGGUGCCAGGUGUGCGGCGGCCCCCAGCCGGAUUUUCUGUGUUUCCCUCCUCUCCCACGUCCACGCCCUUUGCCCGCCUCCGCCCAUCCCGGGCAGGGGGCUUCAUAAUAAAUCAUUGCAGCUGGCGGGGGUGGUCUAAGCGCGAGGCCGGGAGGACGCAGCGAUUGGUUUAGGGAAAGGGGUAACGAAACUUCUGAUUGGGCUAGUACCAUCCUUGGGGGCGGUACCAGGACGGAGGCUGAAGAUAACAGCUGGCUGGAACCAUCAAAGGGCGGCUAGCGGUGCCAGGAUGAAGCUGAUUGGUUGCGCGGGUUCUAGCUGAGGCCGUGGGCAGACCCACAGGCUGCCCGCGCAGGCCCUUCAGGAAGCACCAGACCAACGCUGCGAAGGGACAGUGCCAGAAAACGGGGGCGUGGCCGUGUGCUCUGAUGACGUAGAUAUACCGGAGGCGGUGGGCGUGGUCACCCCAGACUAGUAGGAGUUGGGCGGGGCUGGAUUUGAAGACAGCGCGAGCUGGGGGCGCGUUCGCAGCCAUGGGAGUCUUGCGCGCGGAGCAGGUGCAGCUAGCGGGGUGUGAUCCAGCUCAACAACCUACUUCUCAGGCACCAGAACAGGGGGCUCUUGAUGGCGGUCCCUCUGGGCCUCUCCCUAAUGUGACUAGUAAUCUUUGGCUGCAGCAGUCCCAGGCCCAGAUGGAAGAGGUGGUGAGCAUAAUGCGUGUGAAUGUGGACAAAGUGCUGGAUCGAGACAUCAGACUGACAGAGAUGGAUAGCAAGGCAGAUGCACUAGAGACUGAUGCCUCAGUGUUUAAAACUAGUGCAGGAUGGCUAAAGAGGAAGUACUGGUGGAAAAACUGUAAGAUGAUGAUCAUGCUUGGAGUGAUCUGUGCCAUUGUGAUGGCCAUUGUACGUGUGUGCUCAGAUGUGGGGGAUAUUCUGGUUGAGAACAUCUGUCGGUUUGACAGUGAUAUUUUCAUGACUCUGAAGUCCAAAGACUGGUGCACUUCCUUGCGAGCACACUGGGCAGACACAAUCAUUGCUGACUUGGAGAGGCUGCCUGCUGUUCUUGCACCACAUCACCCUCUGAUGAGCAAAAGGCAGAACUGUAGCAACUUUUCAGCAGAAACUUUUUGCUGCACCAAAAAUUAAAAAUAUGCAUUGCUCGUGUACACGCGCAGCAGCACAUUUUCUAAGGAGUAUCCUGAGCACAGUAGAAUUGAGGUAGUCUCUCUGAUUCUGUUCGCUCCUGCCUUCCCAGCCACUUUUCCUAUUCGUCUUCAGAGACCCUUCUCACAAGCAGUGUUUCAUACAGGAAGUGCAAACACUCCAGAAUACAUGGGAAAGGGGUUCUUUUCCUGGUUUUUCCUAACCCUGAAGCCCAAGGAUGGGCUCAGACCUAUUUUAGACCUGCAAUAUCCCAACACAUUCUCAAAGAAGUUGAAGUUCUGUUUGGUUUUCCUGGCUGCCAGUAUCCCCUACCUGGAUUUGAAAUACUGACAUGUCACCCUCAGCUUGAAGGACACAUACUUUCACGUGUCCAUAAGCCUGUCCACAGGUGGUUCCUCCACUUAAUGGUCUAUAACACCCAUUAUCAGUUUACGGUUCCCCCCUUCAGCCCCUUGGCAGUCCCUCAGGUGUUCAUGAAGUACAUGUAAGUCGUAGCCACCUUCCUUUGGAAAUGGCGGGUUCAAGUAUUCCCAUACCUAGGUGACUGGCUAAUCAAGGGUCAGUCCAGGGCCCAAGUAAAGGAUCAUGGGAGCCUAAUUCAGGUGAUGUUUAACAGGCACAGCCUGAUACUGUACAUGGCAAACCAGCUCUACCCCUUGCUUAAAGGGCAGAAUUUGUCAGAGCUCUCCUAGACUCUGGUCAGGACAGGGUGUUCCUUCCUUUCUCACCAGGGGUGCCACCAUAAAGGAGCUCAGGCAAUUCCCCACUAUUAUGGCGCAAAAUUGCCUGAAGCUGCUCGGCUCUAUGACUGUAUGUAGUACAGCAGGCCAGGCUAUGGCUAUGAGCACUUCCAGUUUGACUAGACUCAGUAUACAGGCCAAACUGAGACCACCCUGACAAACUGGUUAUACUCACUCCUCCAGUUAUAAGGUUCUACUGAAAGUCCAAGGAAAGGGAGCAUCAAUGAUCUUGAUAGCAGUGGCACAGCCAUGUCAACACUGGUUCACUACACUUCUAGGCCUGUUGGUGGACACAUCGAUAACACUGCCUGGACUUCAUCACGCAGGACCUCGACCAUCUCCAGCUUCCUAGUCAAGUCUCUCCAUCUCACGGCAUGGAAACUCCAUGGCUAAACCCUAUGGAGUUCACAUACUCAGACUUUAUUAGGGAGAUUUCCCUUAGCAGCAGAAAACCAUCCACUAGAGCCACUUACCUGGUCACUGCAAAAGGAGACCCACCAUUACAGUCAUUGAGUCCCUCCAUUCUGUACUAUUUACUGCACUUCAACUAGCAAAGCCUGGCAGUUUGUUCCAUAACAGUGCAACUGGCUGCUCUCACAGCUUUCCAUCCUGGUUCUGCCAGCUGGUCAGUUUUUGCUAACCCCGGGGUUGGCUGCUUCCUCAAGUGGCUAGAUAGAUUGUACCCAAGUAAGACAGCCAGUCCCCCCAUGGGAUCUCAGUCUGGUGCUCUCGAAGUUUGUGGGCCUUCCUUUUGAACCCUAGCAGCAUGCAGUCUCCUCUGUCUUUCCUGGAAAGUGCCAUUCCUGGUGGCUAUAACCUCAACAAGGAGGGAGUCUGAUCUUAAGGCCUUGACAUCCAAGCCCCCUUAUACCGAUUUUUGUAAGGACAAGGUACAGUUGCGGCCACACCUGCUUUCCUCCCAAAGAGAGUUUUUCAAUUCUACAUGAAAUGUCUCCCAGUGUUCUUCCCUGAGCUGCAUGCUAGUAACCAGAAAUGAAUGCUCCCCUCCCUGGAUGCCAGACGAGCAUUAGCUUUUUACUCUGAGGGGACAAAGCUGUUUCGAAAAUAACACAGUUCUUCAUUGCAGUUACUGGGUGGAUGCAGGGACUUCCGGAGUCACCUCGAGGGGUCUCUUCGUGGAUCAUGGCUGUGACCUAGCACAGUGUUUCUCAACC
Molecule: messenger RNA, 3713 nt
Organism: Pelodiscus sinensis (Chinese soft-shelled turtle)
Lineage: Eukaryota; Metazoa; Chordata; Testudines; Trionychidae
Source: RefSeq, a predicted model, not a curated record